UAUGAACUCAUUAUCCAUAAAAAACAAGUUCACAUUAUUUCUAUUUAGUUUCGUAUUGUGUCAUUCUAUAUCUUGUAAAUGAAAAUGCUGUCUUGCUUUUUCCUUUUCGUCCACAGACACACGACGCCGUCUGGCAAUAAUUGGGAGAAAGGCAGUAAACGAAUGCAAGGAACGGAAACGUUUUAAAAACGCUUAAAACUUUUAUAUUAUGGACAAACAGGAGCCUCUUAAUGAAUACAAGGAUAAGAACUUACCUACUGAUUCAUCAAAAAUGAUCAUUGUUGAAAAAAAUGACACAGAGAAUGGCACGGAGAAACACAAACCUUCUGGCCUUAAACCGCUCCAGGGAACAAUCAAAAUAGCUGGUCAGAUUGUGGAACUGGCAGCUCAGCCUGACAAACAAGUCCUUCAUGAAGUGUCAUUACCGGCUGAUUAUGAUUACAAACCUAUAGAAGAACACGUAGGAUCGACCUCCCCAGCAAGAUCCUAUGAAUUUUCCUUGGAUCCAUUUCAAGCAGCUUCGAUUGCUUGUGUUGAACGGAAAGAAAGCAUUAUUGUUAGUGCUCAUACUUCUGCAGGAAAAACCGUCGUAGCGGAAUAUGCGAUUGCACAAGCUUUAAAAAACGGUGAGCGUGUUGUAUACACGAGUCCAAUUAAGUCACUCAGUAACCAAAAAUAUCGUGAAUUUCUUGCUGAGUUCGGCGAUGUAGGUCUUAUGACGGGCGAUGUUACCUUGAAUCCAAAUGCAGGCUGUCUGGUCAUGACAACGGAAAUCUUGCGCUCCAUGCUGUAUAAGAGCUCUGAGCUUACACGUGAAGUUUCAUGGGUUAUUUUUGAUGAAGUUCAUUACAUGCGCGACAAAGAUCGGGGGGUUGUGUGGGAAGAAACAAUUAUCUUACUCCCGGAUGCCGUUCGUUAUAUCUUUUUGUCUGCUACCCUACCUAACGCCAAGGAAUUUGCCGAUUGGAUAUGUAAAAUUCAUAAUCAGCCUUGUCAUGUUGUCUAUACUAGUUACCGACCAACACCAUUACAGCAUUUCUUAUUUCCUAGGGGCGCUAAUGGAAUUUACAUGAUUGUUGAUGAGCAUGGUAAACUUAUGGAAGGCAACUUUCAAAAGGCAAUGUCAAUUUUGAAUGAACAGGAUGAAACUUCGUCAAGAAAGAAACAGAAACAAAAUAAAUCUGUGCCUGAACUCUUUCGUUUAGUAAAAAUGAUUACAGCUAAUGACUACGAUCCACUAAUAAUCUUCUGCUUCAGCAAAAAAGAAUGUGAAGCUGGUGCAGUAAGUAUUAGUAGCCUGGAAGUCAUAGAUGACAAAAAGAAGGAAUUGGUGGACCAAGUUUUCAAUUCCGCAAUGAACCAGCUUUCCGAAACUGAUCGAUGCAUUCCUCAAAUAACGAAUAUGUUGCCGUUACUACGUCGUGGCAUUGGAAUUCAUCACUCUGGUAUGUUGCCCAUACUGAGAGAGGUAGUGGAAAUUCUAUUCCAAGAAGGCCUUAUCACAAUACUGUUUGCAACAGAAACUUUCUCAAUUGGACUGAAUAUGCCAGCAAGAACAGUACUAUUUACUGAAAUGCAAAAAUUCUCUGGAGAAUCAUUCCGCUGGAUUAAUUCUAGUGAAUACACUCAGAUGAGUGGAAGGGCUGGAAGAAGAGGACUCGAUGAACGUGGGCUGUCUAUUGUUAUGGCGAACAAAAAUUUUGAUUUGGCUACCGCAAAAGCGAUCUUUACUGGUCCUCCUGCAGCUUUAAAUUCAGCAUUUCGCAUCAGUUAUAAUAUGAUACUGAACCUCCUUCGUAUUGAAGGGAUAACCCCGGAUUAUAUCUUGAAACACAGUUUUUAUCAGCACCAGAACGAGGCCAAGUUACCCGAGCUAAACAACGAAUGCUCACGGAUGAAGUUGGACAUGGAAUCCAUAGUCAUUCCUCAUGAACAAGAUGUUCAAGAGUUUUAUGAUCUUAAGCUGCAAUUAAAAACUUAUGAGGAUAGCAUAAGAAAAAUCAUGGCCCAUCCGGAAUUCUGUCUUCCUUUUCUGCAACCUGGUCGGCUCAUUCAAGUGCGUUUAAAGGAUCAGGUGUUUCCCUGGGGUAUACUAGUGAAUUUUCAUAAGGCAGAGAAUGCUAGUCUUCACUUGCAGAUAAGAAAAUCGAACCCUUCUGAUUUUUAUGUUCUUGACGUUUUGUUACCUGUUGACAAAAAUACCUUCAAAACUAACAAAAUUGCUUCUUCAUUGAUGCCUGGUCUUCCAGAAAAUGCAACCUAUGAGGUGGUUGCUGUGUCCUUAUCCUCAAUGCACUCAAUUUCUUCAUUAAGGGUAUCCCUACCAUCGAGCUUAAUUACCCCAGAGCAGAAAAAAACUACAUACCACAUUGUGCAAGAGAUAAGUAAACGGUUCCCCGAUGGAGUACCCUGUCUUGAUCCAAUCGAGCAUAUGCGAAUUGACAGCGACUCUUUGCGAUCCGUCAUUCACAAAAUUCAGAUCCUUGAACCAAAGGUCCUAAACAGUCCGUAUUACACGGACGAAGAGUUUCAAGAACACUAUGAUGAGUACUGUCGAAAACUUCAACUCAGAGAUCAGUGGAAGGCAUUAAAGGCAACCAUCAGUAAAACGGAAUCAGUGAUUACACUUUCUGAACUCAAGUCGCGCCGACGUGUUCUCAGGCGCCUUGGAUACAUCAAUGAGGAUGGGGUCAUUGACAUUAAGGGACGUGUUGCCUGUGAAAUUAGCACAGGCGAUGAGCUUGUUCUUACAGAGAUGAUCUUUAGUGGGCUAUUAAACCAGCUGCCCAUUGAUCAAUUUGCAGCGCUGUUGAGCUGUUUGGUAUUCCAAGAAAGUUCAAGUACUUCUGCAACGAAUGUGGACUCUAGGCUCUCAAAGCCCUAUCAAGAACUUUUAAAACUGGCAGAAUGGAUUGCAACUGUCUCGAGGGAAAGUAAACUGGAAAUUACUGAGGAAGAAUAUGUUUCUCAUUUCAAACCAGACUUAAUGAGUGCUGUUAUUGAAUGGAUGAACGGUGCUUCAUUUACUGAAAUUUGCGGUAUGGUUCACAUAUACGAAGGCUCUAUUGUUCGUUCUUUCAGACGCUUAGAAGAGCUGCUUCGUCAACUACAAAGUGCAGCUCAAGUUUUAGGAAACAGUGAACUUGCAAGUCUGUCCGAACGUGCUGCUGAUACCAUGCGACGUGAUGUUAUUUUCAGCGCAUCAUUGUAUUUGUAAUAAUAACCCGUUUACAGUUUUAAUACCAAAAAACCAUUGCACCACUGUCCCACCCGAUCGAGUUAAUUACAAUUCCUAUUGUGAUUGCAAACGAAAAAAAGUUUUAUUACUAGUUCCCUUUUUUAAAGAUACCCACAUUAACAGAAUUAAGUUCACAAAACCAACUCGCAGUAAGCAUUGACCAAUUCUGUUUACCCUAGCUUUAGACCUGUUUAGCCAGGGUAACAAUUCCAUGGUAAAACCCAGUACCAUCUAAAUUGAAAUGAUAAACCGACCGAUUAACCAUAAUGCAACACCAAACCAUAAAAAAGGACUUCAAAAGUGAGUGAGAAGUCAUAAGUUUUCAUAACAACAAUCCCAGAAUCGCGUAUCACUGCGCAGCAGAAUACUAAAGGAAGAACGACUGCUUGCAAAGCUGUUGCUCCAUAAGCAAUCACGAAGACACAUCAGAGCAUAUACUGCUUACAAAAGACGGCCAUUAGCAGAUAGUUCCGCAACAGAUGCGCGUUUCUGUGAAGGGAACACAGAAGGGGAUACUUGAAAAGCAGGCUCCUCUUUCAGAGAGAUGCCAGCCAAGUGUUUAGACAAACCGCCCAU
Schizosaccharomyces japonicus yFS275 is the source of this 3814-nucleotide messenger RNA. Its product is annotated as ATP-dependent RNA helicase DOB1. The transcript has a single exon. Gene Ontology annotation, biological process: nuclear mRNA surveillance of spliceosomal pre-mRNA splicing; siRNA-independent facultative heterochromatin formation; sno(s)RNA processing. Gene Ontology annotation, cellular component: nucleus; MTREC complex; heterochromatin island. The coding region runs from base 209 to 3217 and encodes 1002 amino acids. Gene Ontology annotation, molecular function: ATP binding; nucleic acid binding; ATP hydrolysis activity. Lineage: Eukaryota; Fungi; Ascomycota; Schizosaccharomycetes; Schizosaccharomycetales; Schizosaccharomycetaceae. The record is from RefSeq and is a predicted model, not a curated record.